This is a messenger RNA of Neurospora crassa OR74A, 3213 nucleotides long. RefSeq lists its product as hypothetical. The record is from RefSeq and is a predicted model, not a curated record. Lineage: Eukaryota; Fungi; Ascomycota; Sordariomycetes; Sordariales; Sordariaceae. The coding region runs from base 760 to 1941 and encodes 393 amino acids. The transcript is spliced from 5 exons.
UCCACCUGCAUCCGGCCUUGUCGUCUGUCUCCAUUCAGUUUCUUUCCGUCCGUCCACUCCUUCCCAUCUGGUGCUCUGCAGACGAUCGAUCUCGCUGUCUCUCUGUCCCUCGUCUCGUUUCCAUGCAAACACUUCCUUCUCCCACCUUCUCCCCCCACUCUCCUCUUCCGCUGCUCAUCUGCGACUCGUCUCCGUCUGCCACUGCCCGACUUCCCCCAAUUCUCUCCUGCUCAAGCACCACGUCAAACUCCUGUAGAGGACCCGACUGUCAACUCCCUUAAUCCCUUCUACGUACUUGCUUCCAUCCCUGGACCUCACUUUGGGCCAUCGUCAAAGCCUGAUUGCCUCGGACGUCCAUCUCACUUCCCGCUACUACCUAAUCGACGACGACGACAACGACAACGACGACAAGUGACUCUUUAGCUGGAAGUUGCUUCGACUUUUUUGGUCCUGUUCCACGUCGCUUCUUCAUCCACCACCCAGAAAAAAAAAGUCUCACUACGUGGUUUCCCUGAACACGGACCAUCUUCGCUACGUUACAGUACCUUAGCUUGCCCGGCUGGCUUGCAAUGGCUUUCUAGAUCGACAAACUUCCGAUUCCGUCUUUCGUAACUUUGCGUGUUUUGGAAAAAGGAUCACGGGCUUCUGGGGGCACUCGGUGUUGUUGUUGUUAUUAUUGUUGUAAUCGCUCAAUAGGUGGCCGAGAGGGGGAAAGCCAAGAAAUACGAGAUACUUCACUCUGCCCUUGCUGCAUCAUCAAUGGCACGCCAACGAGCUGCCCGUUUGUGGGCAUGUCUUGCCCUAGUGGCCUCGCUUUGCGGAAACGCAUUGGCCGUAGGCCCGUCCCAUGAUGUUGCCUACUGCGCCACCGUCAACACGGCUGACCCUGGCAUGGACGCAAAUGAGAGCGACUACCAGUCCAUGGGUUUGUGCUAUGGAACCUGUUCUAGUGCCGCGGAGAAGUACGCCUUUGCUGUGGUCUGGCAAAAAAGCUGUUGGUGCACCAAUGUUGUGCCGAACUCAGCCAACACGGUAUCGUCCAAACAAUGCUCAAAUCCUUGUCCCGGAUAUCCUUCAGAUUGGUGUGGAGGCGAUUCCCUCUACGGAUAUCUCAAGAUCACGGGCAUCAAGCCGUCCAGCACGGCGGCGCCGGCGUCGUCAACGUCAACCGGCACCACCACCCAGCAAGCCACCAAGACGACCACAUCCUCAACUAAGCCCACGACUCAACCCACGACUACAACUGCUGCCAUCAAAACUGUCCAGAGCACUGUUCGAGAAACAGUGACUGUGACUCCCUCGCUGAAGUCUUCGGUGGCUUCCUCAACUGUGGUUUCUCUUCUCACCACCCUUGUUACUUCUGCGACACAAACUACCGAUGAUCCCGUUACAACAGAUCCGAUGCAGCCAAGCACCCAAACCGUUACCGUUGGCGGAAAAGUACAAACCGUGAUCAUCACACCAACCCCAACAGCCACCAGCGCAGGUCAGCUCGCCGAACCGGAAGCCAAUGGAAAGAAGAAGGCAAUCAGCACGGGUGCAGCAGUUGGAAUCGCCCUCGGCGUCGUCGCUGCUCUGGGAAUUAUUGGCGUAUUACUCUGGAUCUGGUUCAUGAAGCGCAGGAAACAGAACGAAGAGAGCGGUUCUUCAUUCGGAUCGCCACGCGGAAGCUCUUCGGGAUCAAAGGGCGCCACAGUCACCGAAACUCGCUUUGCACCCGAGCUGGUAGCAUGGGGGGAUGGACCGGCCUCCAAGAGGAGGAGCACGCUGAUGCCAGUCGACCCACGCUUGAAUCCAUACGGCAGCGCUCUAUACAACGGCCAAAACAAGAGCCGCGAGAGUAUUGCAUCAUUUCAGGACAACCAGGACUACUCGAGACGAGUUGUCGGUCAGCCCCGGGUACUGAGAGCCGUAAACCCGGAUCCCAUUGCCGAGGAUUGAGGAUUAAGCGGACGGCUUCGAUAAUUACUCACGACGCACACGAACGUUUCCUCGCGAUUACAUCGUUAUCCCCCUCAUCAUCAUCCCAUCACUUUCAUCAACUGUCUUCUGCAUUUGCAUUGAGAUACCACGGCGUUUAUUUUUCUUGCGUUUCAUCUUUUCCGAAACUGGGUGGUAGGCGGGCUUGGUUUGCUUUUGGGGGCCGGACAGGGGGGAACUAAAAGAGAGGGAAGAGGGAUGCUGCUGCUUUUGUCAGAACAUGUUGCGAUUCUCGAGGGUUUUCCGGCGCUUUUUUUUUAUCCAUGUUAAACCACACUUGCAUGCGCACAUACAAACAGACGACCAACGCUGCUUAUCUACCUGCCUUAAUUUUCUUGUACUUUUUUCCACAACAAUUUUGGGUUGCUGUUGCGUGUCUUUGAUCGAGGUUCCUGUACCAGACGAUUCGCCGCGCACCUCGAAGCUGUUCCACCUGUCGACAUCGAUCACUUGGCUUCGAUUGAACUGACUCCAACGCUGACCCAACCCGCUUACACAACGGUUUACCUCAGCUCGGUAAUUCGAGACUACGAAAAUCUCUUGACGUCACCCCGAAUUCAAUAUUUCACGGCUUUCUUUUUUGGACAAUACGGAAGCACGACCAAACCUUACUUGGAAACAACAAUCACUGAACCAUGACCUUGUGUGCGCUUGGAUCAGUGUUGCGGAAGCGCGGCUUCUGCGGCGGUUAUGGGAUUGAAGCUGUAUGUGUGGGAGUUUAUAGCAAAGCCAAGGUAUAUGGCCUACAGGCUCCCCAAAUUUCUGCCCACGGCUAGAGUUGGAAACCGAAUACCUAUCUGAAUUGAAACCAAAAAUGGUUUUUGUCUGCCAUUGAUUGACGGGCUUUUGUGUAAAGCAUUAUGUAUCCAAUUGAUGGGGUGUCAAGGUGUCGUUCGUCACUGCGGCUACUGGAGUUAUCCUGCUGUCAAGAUUGCCAGUGAUCACUUCCUGUUCCUGACGGGCGUUCAUCUCAGUUUUGCUUGUUGUUCCUGAUCUACCCUCGCAGCACAUCCGCCUUAUUUUGUCUUAUCGAACCAGUCAGGGUGUGUACAGUACCAAAUCUGGCGGGUACCUGAACGGUGAUGGUGUGUACACUACUACAUCGUACAUGACCGUUCGCACGGGUGAGCUUCGGAAUGUCCUUGCUGCUGAACCAAUCGACGUCGCAUUCCACAGCAACGACCGAAUGGAUCUCCAUCCACGAAAUAAGAUAGGGGAUGGAGCGCACCGCAC